Molecule: messenger RNA, 3214 nt
Organism: Folsomia candida
Lineage: Eukaryota; Metazoa; Arthropoda; Collembola; Entomobryomorpha; Isotomidae
Product: heat shock 70 kDa protein 4L
Exons: 11
Coding region: 643-3105 (820 amino acids)
Biological process (GO): protein folding
Cellular component (GO): cytosol; nucleus
Molecular function (GO): ATP-dependent protein folding chaperone; ATP binding
Source: RefSeq, a predicted model, not a curated record
UCAAUUUAAAAUGUAUUUGUUUCCUACAGUAUCAAUUUGUCAUAGGAAGGAACAUAGUUAUUCAAACUGAACUUUUUGUCAUAAAAUGUUUAAAAUACAAUGUUAUGUAGCUUAUAUGUAUGUAGAGUUUACAAAUGGAAUCAAAUUUUGGCAGUUUUGGCUUUCAAAUGGUAACUUACUGAACCACUUGAACCAGGUACCAAUCAACCACUGCUGAUAAACAGAAUUGAUCUGCAUCAACAUGCCAUAUUUGUGCGGAAUUCCAGGUCAAUGGCAUAGUUUAUAUAGUAAAGUCCUAAUCGGAUGGAAUUUAACACAUAAAAAUGUACUAAAUAAAAAGAUUUGUUAAAUAACAUUUUUCAGACGAUUUUCUCAUUUUUCCAGAUAAAUUUUUGUUCGGAAAAUCAUGCAAAAUUCUCUUCCUGCCCCAAGCUCUACCCGACUUUUAUUCACGUGGCUUCCAGAUUUUCCUCUGUCUGUCUGCUGCCUCAUGUCUUCUCAAUUCUCAUUCACACUUUACUUGCACUUUUUUAAAUACCAUCUUUUUAUUUAAAGUUACUAUUUAAAUUAUUUUACUAACCGACAAUAGUAAGGUCUAGAACGUCUAGAACUGAUACGAGAGUGGGUGACUUGAUCAAGAAAAUGUCAGUGAUUGGAAUAGACUUUGGAAAUGAGUCAUGUUUCGUCGCCGUCGCGAGGGCUGGUGGAAUCGAAACUGUAGACAAUGAUUACAGUUUGAGAGCUACGGCGUCGACGGUGGCGUUCGGCGAGAAGAAUCGUAUCCUCGGAGUGGCGGCGAAAAAUCAACUUGUGACGAACAUCAAGAAUACGAUUUGGAGUUUUAAACGUUUCCUAGGACGUCGUUUCGAUGAUCCUUACGUGCAAGAGGAAAUCAAACGGAUGCCUUUUAAGGUCGUGGCACAUCCACAGAGUGGCGGGGUUGCAGUGCAGGUUAGGUAUUUGGGCGAGGAACGUGUUUUCUCCAUGGAACAGAUUGCUGCUAUGCUGUUCACCAAGCUGAAAGAGACGACAGAGGCAGGCUUGAAGACCAGGAUUAGCGACUGUGUCUUUUCGGUUCCAUCCUUCUUCACGGAUGUGGAACGCCGAGCAUUGGUCGCUGCUGCGCAAAUGGCAGGAUUUAACGUGCUUCGAUUGCUGAAUGAGACGGUGGCGACGUCCCUAACGUACGGUAUUUACAAGCAGGACCUCCCAGAGGAGGCCGACAAGCCAAGAAAUGUCGUCUUCGUGGAUUGUGGCCACUCCUCCUUACAAGUCUGGACUUGUGCCUUUAACAAGGGAAAAUUGAAUAUCUUGGCCUCGACCGCGGAUCCAUUUUUGGGUGGUCGUGACUUUGAUAAGGUUCUCGCUGACCAUUUUUGCGCUGAGUUUCGCGUCAAGUAUAAGAUUGACCCCGAAACCAACCAUCGCGCCUACGUCCGCCUUCUCACGGAAAUUGAAAAGAUCAAGAAGCAAAUGUCAGCCAAUGCGACAAAGCUCCCGUUGAACAUUGAGUGCUUGAUGGACGACAAGGACGUGACGAGCAACAUGUGCCGGGCCGACUUUGAAGCAAUGAGCAGUAAUUUGCUGCAGAGGGUGGAGAAAACGAUGGUGGAUUGUCUCCGGUCUUCGAAUCUCCAGCCGAGUGACAUCUACGCUGUGGAAAUUGUGGGUGGAUCGUCUCGCAUUCCGUCGAUCAAGGCUCUGAUUGAAAAAACGUUUGACAAGGCGCCCUCUACGACGUUGAAUCAGGACGAGGUUGUUGCACGAGGUUGCGCCCUACAAUGCGCCAUCCUUUCGCCUGUAUACAAAAUUCGAGACUUUAAGAUCUCGGACGUUCAAAUGUACCCGAUAAAAAUUGUGUGGGACGAGAGUUUGCAGGAGGACGGAAUGGUGGAAGUGUUCCCACUGUACCACCCCGUGCCCUUCUCACGCCUCUUGACUUUCUAUAAGAAGAAUGGUUUUAAGUUUACGGCCACGUACUCGGGUGAUGUGCCCUACCCUCAGAAGGAAAUCGCCGAAUAUUGCAUCAAGCAUAUCGAAUCACCUGAUGGGGACCCUGUCAAGCUAAAAGUCAAGGCCAGGAUCAGUUUGGAUGGGAUUUUCAGUAUCAAAGCAAUCACGGCUUAUUUGAAGAGUGCCGAUGAAAUGAUGGAGACGGAGACCUCCCAAGAUGCUGGGACCAAUGGGGAAACGAUACAAGAACAAUCAUUCGUAGCAACGCCGUCAGAAGGAGCAGCCACGAAGCAACAGGAUACCGAAAUGGAGGCUGAAACACCAUUGAGCCAGGAGGACACAGAGGUGCCCGUGGAGAACAAAACGUCUUACGAAAUUGUCGAACUUCCUUUCCAACAAAACUCUUACGGCUAUGCGCCAUAUGACAUUCAACUUAUGACUGAAACCGAGGGUAAAAUGAUGGCUGAAGAUAGGAGGGAGAAAGAGAGAAUCGAUGCCAAGAACGGUCUCGAAGAGUACGUUUACCUCCUGAGAGACAAGCUGGAUACCGAUUUGACUCAAUUUGUUGAGGAGCGCGAUAAGUCUAAACUGUCCGAGGAGCUCAGUUUUCUGGAAAAUUGGCUCUACGAAGAUGGCAGUGAUGAAAAGCGACAAGUUUACCAAGAUCGCUUGGAAAAGUUGAAGAAAACUACGGACCCCAUCUUCGAACGUCACCGCGACCACCAUGAGCGUCCUUCUGCGAUCCGUGAGCUCGAAGGCUCGAUACAACAAGCCAGGAAAGUUGUUGACAAGAAGUUUGCCAACGAAGCCGGCUAUGAACACUUGGAAGCUUCUGACGUAGACAAAUUAAAAAAUGCCAUUCAAGAGAGUCAACAGUGGCUCGACCACGCGCGAGACAUUCUCCUUAGCGUCAAACCGAAUAUGACUUCGCCCAUCAACGCGAUGGAAAUAAUUCUUCAGCGGAAAUCCUUCGAGAGCGUUGUCCAUCCAGUGAUGAACAAGCCCAAGGCGGAACACAGAGCUCCUCCCCCUAUGGAGAACAAUGCCGCUGAUACCAAUGACGAGAGUUUGGGUGCGGGUGAGGAUGUAACUGCAGGAAAAAAUACUCCCACCAGUGAAGAUCAACAACCUAAAGAAAUGGAUCUUGAUUAAUCAACCUUAAUGUUAUUAUUACAGCUUGCUUAGCUUGAACUAGGAUUUAUUAAUAAAGUCAAAUUGUUUGAUUAUAUUCCACUAAAUAUUUGGAAUAUUUUAUAGUAAA